Molecule: messenger RNA, 678 nt
Organism: Rhinopithecus roxellana (golden snub-nosed monkey)
Lineage: Eukaryota; Metazoa; Chordata; Mammalia; Primates; Cercopithecidae
Gene: GLYATL3
Product: glycine-N-acyltransferase like 3
Cellular component (GO): mitochondrion
Molecular function (GO): glycine N-acyltransferase activity
Source: RefSeq, a predicted model, not a curated record
AUGUUGGUGCUAAACUGUUCUACCAAAUUACUGAUUCUGGAGAAAAUGUUGAAGAGCUGCUUUCCUGAAUCACUCAAGCUGAAUUUCUUGAGCAAGGAGACUGCACUAUGCCUGGUUUUCAAAUGGUUGCAGAGUGAGUUAUAUGAUGUUUCCAAAGCAGUUGCCAACUCAAAGCAGUUUAAUGUAAAGCUAACUUCCUUCAAGGCUGUUCAUCUUUCUCCUGUUUCAACUCUGCCAGAUACCAGUUUCCUGAAUGGGCCUUUCCCACGACUAACCUACCUAAGUGUUGCCGAAGCGGAUCUACUCAACCGGACUUGGUCGAGGGGCGGCAAUGAACAAUGUCUCCGGUACAUCGCCAACCUCAUCGCCUGCUUCCCUAGUGUGUGUGUCCGGGAUGAGAAGGGAAACCCGGUCUCCUGGUCCAUCACAGACCAGUUUGCCACCAUAUGCCAUGGGUACACCCUGCCAGAACAUCGCAGGAAAGGUUACAGCCGGCUGGUGGCCCUCACGCUGGCUAGGAAGUUGCAAAGCCGGGGAUUCCCCUCUCAGGGGAACGUCCUGGAUGACAACACCGCAUCUAUAAGCCUACUGAAGAGUCUCCAUGCUGAGUUCUUGCCUUGUUGCUUCCACAGGCUUAUUCUCACCCCUGCGACUUUCUCUGGCCUGCCUCACCUCUAG